This is a messenger RNA of Anastrepha ludens (Mexican fruit fly), 2335 nucleotides long. RefSeq lists its product as uncharacterized. NCBI's taxonomy places the organism in Eukaryota, Metazoa, Arthropoda, Insecta, Diptera, Tephritidae. The transcript has 5 exons. Bases 428 to 1849 code for a protein of 473 amino acids. The record is from RefSeq and is a predicted model, not a curated record.
UAAUAUAAUUGGCAAGUAUUGUCUGACAUAAGUAUCAUUAAAUAAACGUUUGCCUGAGGAGAUGUGAGUUAAGAAAAACAUUUAAUAGCAGUUAAAUUUUAAUAUGUUUUCUGUGGAUUAAAUAAAUUUGCUGUGGAUUUGCUUAAAAUCUGAUUUUCAUUGACAUUACUUGACGCUCACACGCGAUAGUUCUGCAAACACAAUAACACUAUAUUCACAUUUUUUUACUAAUACAUUCACACUUCUUUAAUUGCCUUCGUCACUGUCCAUGCUUUUUCGAAAAGCAAAUUUGUCAAAUGAUUUGACGUAACUGACCAAUUUGGCGACGUAUCGCUGUAACUCUCGAAAAAAAAAAAAUAAAACCGCAUAAGAGCGCACCAUUCGGAGAAAUCUAUUUCAAUUUGGAGAGUUUGCAAACUUGUAAAUUAUGGCGAAUUCUGCGAAUAGCAAAGAUGUAAUUGAGUUUGUAGAGGAUGCUGAAGACGAACGAAAGGCAAACGAAGAACUCUCGGAAGAGUUCGGAACUCACGUAUCCGAACGAGUAAAAUUGUAUAAGGCGGGCAUGAAAGGAUCAGCAUCGCUAGCUCAUCUAAGAAACAACAAGAACAACAACAUACGGCAUGUGGUACCUGUAGGCGUUUUGAUUGUGUUGUUUACUUUGUAUUUAACAACUGCUACCUUACAAUGCAACUAUGUGAAUAGAGAACAGGAAGGUCUUAGAUGCAAAGACGACGAUACUAUAUUGCAAAGUCAAGAACUACAAGCACUGGAAGCGGCUAAACGUGUAAGAAUACUCGAAAAGCUUUUGGAAUACAAAGAUCUUUGUACUGAGCUAGAGGUGUUUACGAAAGAUCUGCGUUGGACAAACGAAAUUUAUGACAAAUUAGAUCCGUUAAAGGAAUUUGAAAAUGAAUGGGAACAAUCGGCUAAAGGUUUUCUAGAUAUGAACAGUGGUAGUGGUACUGACGGUGAAGAGGAACAAGGUAGUUCCAAUAUUGAAGAGGUUGGAGUAGAACCUGAAGAUUCUCAAUUAGCUAAAGAGGAUAGCAAAUCAGUACGCCGGAAUGGACAAAACUGGCCACAUGGAGCAGUUGCAUUGAAAAAGAAAAAGGUUAAGAGCGAAAAUAAUAAAAAUAACCAUAGCAUUGGCAACAAUCCCAACAAUAAAAAAGAUCAGCCAAUAGCCAAGAAAACGAAUACGGCAGAACCUAUCAUUUAUCUAUUCGCGUUGGUAUUUAUUUAUUUACUAUUGAAAGCCGCCUCGGACAUAAAUCAACACUACAAAUCACAAAAUAAGGGAGGCAAACGGCUAAGACGUUGCUCUUUGCAGUCUUAUGCUCAGACUCACAAACAAGAUCGUCGUGCUUCCAAAGGGUCUCCGAAGAAAAAAUCAAACAGAGAAUUAAUACUGGAAAUGCGAUCGAUGUCCGUAGAUCGCUUCAAUGAUAACGCUGCGAAAAAAUCUGAAAUACUAGCCAACCUACGGAAAUACACAUCGUUUGAUGAUCAUAAUCGGCUAGAAAAUAUUGAAUACGGUGCCUUUCGUUUUCCACAUCUAACAACAUGGGAGGCCCAGAGUAGUGGGGCAAUUUCUCUCAAUCGUAAAGAAACUAUGUAUCCAAAAGUAUCUAACCGACGUUGCUCAGUACCAAUUUCACUAAAUUUUCAACGUCAAAAACUAUCGACUAUGACAUUAGUUCCUGCCUCGAGUAUGGCCCGCCGAACUUCUUUCUCAGGCGUUCAUUUUGGAACAGAGGCUUUCCUAGGCGGAUUACAAUUUGCUGAUCGCGGACAGGAUUCGCCCUUCCUCGAAGUCAAACGCCGUGUGCGUAUGAUAAAUCGACACUAAGCUGUUAGGCGAUUGAACAAAACAGAAAAGAUCCUUCUCACCACUGUCGGAUCUGCCAGAAUAACUUCAAAUGAUAUCUAACCAAGAACCAUCAGCCAGGAUCAUUCACAAAGUUUAUGGGGAAUCUCUUUUUAGUAAAAUUCAUUCAUUUCAUCAUGAACUUUACUUACAUAUGUAUAAACAUAAACCAAACAUAUAAAACCCCAAAACAAUUUAAUUUUAAGAUAACUUUAUAGGCUAUAACUAUGAAUUGAGUAUCGUAUACAUAUGUGCAUAUGUAAUAUAUGUCAAGUACAAAAAGUCCAUAUUAAUAAAUCUGUAUUUAAAGAUACUAAAGGAAACAUCGAUUUAAUGUUUUUAAAUGUUUUCUAAAAUAUUUGCUAUAGUUUAUUAAAAAUGUGAGUGUAAUAAGAAAUGUUUAUAUACAUCAUAUGUAUAUAUACACACAUAUAGUGUGAAGAUGUUUUUAUAUAACUGACCGAAACG